Tetranychus urticae (two-spotted spider mite) is the source of this 1568-nucleotide messenger RNA. Its product is annotated as E3 ubiquitin-protein ligase MARCHF8. NCBI's taxonomy places the organism in Eukaryota, Metazoa, Arthropoda, Arachnida, Trombidiformes, Tetranychidae. Gene Ontology annotation, molecular function: zinc ion binding. The record is from RefSeq and is a predicted model, not a curated record.
UGAAUGAAUGAGAUUCAAAAGAUUACAAUCAUGCUCAUUGAUUGUUACCUUGAUUGGUUUGUCUCUAAACAUUAAAUUACCUUUAAGAUUAACAGUUUGUGAUCUCAAAAUGUGAUUUCAAUAGCCGCUCACUAAGGCCAACCAUAGGAUUAAAUAAUUUUGUCUUCUCACCAUAAGUAACAGUUCUCAAUACAAUUCAACCUAAGUAAAGAUAACCAACAUUAAACGGAGUUUUUUUUGUUCCAUUGUACUUGUAAUUUAAAUUUUACUAUUUUAUAUUAAUUGUGGUUACUAAUGUGGACGAAUGAUUAAAAAUAGAUGGAGGGUCGAAAAUUAUCCUCGACAGAGGGUUUAAUCAAAGAAAUUGAUUCAUCUAAUUCAUCUACUGCCAAUAACAAUGAUAACAAUAACCAAGAAGCUUUGUCAACUCAUCAUCCUCAUACAAUUUCAUGCCGACCGUUGUCAGAAAGUUCUUCCAUUGCCCAGUUAAGUAUCGCUAGUAGCCUAGCAAAUGACCCUAAUGCUCCUAUGUGUAAAAUUUGUCACUUAAAUGCCAAAGAUCUGGAUCCAUUGAUUACACCAUGUCGCUGUGCUGGCACAAUGAGGUACAUCCAUUGUGGCUGUCUCAUGAGAUGGCUUGAAAUAAGCUCCAAACGAACCAGAAAACCGUUAAGCUGUGAGCUUUGCCAAUACAACUAUCAGUGGCAUAAAAAAUUCAAGGUUCGCCAAUGCCAAUUCCCUCAUUGCUCCAGACGAGACAAGAUUUUGCAUUCAUUGUUUUUCGCCUCGGUUACCAUCAUGAUUGCUUGUGCCAUAAUAACAAUAUUGUGCUUCAAACAUGACAAAGGUCCACAAAUUAAUCCAAAGCAAACUGAAUUGACUGAAACUGAAAUAACCACUCUGGUCUGUGGAGUACUUUUUUUCCUUGCGUUUUUCCUCGCCAUGUAUGUUGAAGUCAAAGCUCGUAAUACUCUCUACAAAUUGUUCCUUAAAUUUAUUUAUCUCAACCAACAAUGGUACAUCGAUGAGUACGAAAAGAAGGAUUCAUUGCCUGUUGAUAUUUGAUUGUACUAUCAUCAUCCUCACCGUCAGAUGCAACAACAUGGCAGAACUAUUGACUUGAUCUAGAAUCUUGAUCAAUGUAAAAACUAUUCACAGGCAAUUAAGGAUUCGAUGCAUAAGUCAAAGUCUUUUGGAUUCCCUAAGCUAUUCCAGCUUAUUUUUGUUGACAAGUUCAAUCACCAAUGACAAGCUCAGUUACUUUAUGAUAAUUAAUUUAAAAGGUGAUCGUCAUUUUUGAUAUUUUUCAACAAAAUUGCCAAAAACAUUUAACGAAAUUGUUCAAUGGUAUUUAAAAUCAAGAAAAAAACUUGACAUUGGUGUUCCUUUUUAUCCAUACUCAUCAAUUUCUCAUGAUAAUGGAACAUUUCCUUCUACAAAUCGCAAUUAUUUAUCCAUUUCACUACAAUUUUUUUCAUCUUUUUGUAAUAAAAUGCUAAUGUAAUUAAUGGUUUUAUCAUCAAAUCUGCAUCAUCAUUGCAACUUAUUAAUAUCAUAUUAUUGUUACA